Messenger RNA from Triticum aestivum (bread wheat), 2417 nucleotides. Its product is annotated as UPF0057 membrane protein At4g30660. NCBI's taxonomy places the organism in Eukaryota, Viridiplantae, Streptophyta, Magnoliopsida, Poales, Poaceae. The record is from RefSeq and is a predicted model, not a curated record. The coding region runs from base 1973 to 2293 and encodes 106 amino acids. Gene Ontology annotation, cellular component: membrane. The transcript is spliced from 2 exons.
GGGGAAACUGAAACUGGUUACAGCUCUCUCUCUCCCUGCUAGUAACUGUUGGCGCCAAAACAGACUUUCCCGCCCUUUUCUUCCCUCCUAGAUCUCUGUUUCCCGCCUGAACCUCCCAGCCUUGUCUAAGGCGUCCUCAUUUGCCUAAGGCAGGCAGAGUGGCGCCUAGGCGGACGGACGCCUUGGACGCCUUAUGGACUAAGGCGGACGCCUUAGACACACAGGUAAGGCAAGGCCGACGCCUUGGCUCCUGGGGGCGCCCUGACGCCUUAGGGACGCCUUAAAAAUAAUGGUCUAAUUCAUGGAAGAAUGUACUUCUGCUUGAUAGAUUCUAUAUGUUCUGAUGUAGAACAGCAUAAGGAGGAACUGAGUUGACCUGGUUGAUUCAAACUUGUGCACAAUUACGGCUUUUGGCAUGAUUGAUGCAAUGCCCAUGGGGUAGAGAAGAUACACAAAAUGUCUUUGAUGGAGAUGCGGGGUCAGGAAAAAAUGCUUGUCACUGGCAGCAACGAUUGCUGGGGUGAUUGCCGCUAAACUUGCUUGACAAUAGCAAUUUCCGAAGUAAAUCACGUAUGGCAUCCGGAAAAGGUUGUUCCAGGUAUUCAUGUAUGAUAUGAACAAUUACACAACAGAACUGUAGUGGUGCUGUACAUUUUUAAUUCCUUUUGCUCGUAAAGUUCAGUUGUAGAAUAAGUGUUUAUGCCUGUGAGAAUUUGCUCUUUGUUUCUCUACCUGGUGUUGAUAACACAAUCUGUAUUGUAGAACCUCGUUCAUGAUAGAUAUUUAUCUGUGAGAAUAGUGCAUCAUGUGCCCUUUUUUCCCCUUCCGAAAUACUCCCUCCGUCCGAAAAUAGUUGUCAUCAAAAUGGAUAAAAGGGGAUGUAUUUAGACAUAUUUCCGUUCUAGAUACAUCUCUCUUUAUUCAUUUUGAUGACAAGUAUUUCCGGAUGGAGGGAGUAGUAUGGUCUGUCAAUACACCCUUCAUACUGCAUUACAUCUCUUGAUAUAGCAAAUGAGAACGCAAUUCCUCCUUAUGUUCCAGGAUUUCGGGUGUACAACAUCAGUCAACUCUCUGGGUAAGAAACUACCCAGGGUAUCCUAUUGCUCGCGUAGCUGGAGACAGUUAAAUACGAUUUAUUGUUAUGAAAUGAACAGUAGACUGGAAGCGAUUCCAACCUUCACCAACAUCCGUGUUUCUGUAGUGUCCAGCACUGGAACCAAAAACAAAAAAAACAGGUGAUUGUAUCAGUAGUAACAAAUGGGUGAGGUUUUGAUCCUUUGCCAACCGUAGCGAGUCAGACACAAAAUCCUGCAUAUUGCUAUCCUGGUGUGUGGUAUCAGUUUUUGUUUUUCUGUUUUUUGUUUUUUGUUUUUGAGGGGAUGUUGUUUCAGUUUUCUGGUAAGUCAAGCAAGUACUCCCUCCGUCCGGAAUGGAAAUUGAUGUAAUUUCGGACGGAGAUAAAUCAGGAUGUGAUUGUGAUGCCGUGAUGUGCCAGUUGCAGGGCUGUAUUGUAUUUGCAGCUCGGCUCACCCGGUUGCUCAUUUGUAGCUCAAGUUCAAGUGGCCUUUUGUCCUCGACGUCGGCAUCGUCAAAUGGUUUCAUCCUUGGCCGAUCGUAGUGACUAGUGACUAGUGAGCCAUACACGAAAUCUGUGUUACGAUCAUCCACAAAACCGGUUUCAAAAAAGAAAAGAAAAAAUCAUCUACAAAACCUCGACCCGGUUGGUCUCUAGCAUAGGAGAAAAGAGAUCCGCUCCUGCCGAAACUCGACUCGACGGGUCGACGGGUCAAACUUGACAACCCUGGCCCAAAAUAUGCAAGUUGUAACUGGCACAGCCGGAAAAGUCUAGUCUAAUAAAUACUGUAUGUAUAUAUCCUUCCGUUCCACCAAAUGAUCAGAAGCAAGGAGCGCUUCCGGCGACCGCGAGCUGCACCUGCACCGGAGACAGCAGCAUCCACCGGAGGAGGAGGAGAUGGAGACGGGGCCGGGUUCGCGCUGCCGCCGGUGCCUGGAGAUCCUGUGCGCCGUCCUCCUCCCGCCGCUCCGCGUCUACCUCCGCCACGGCUUCUGCUCCAUGCGGUUCUUGAUCAGCGUGCUGCGCACCAUCAUCGGCUACUACUUUUGCCUUCUCUUCGUUAUUCAAGCCCCCGUCACGGGUUACGUGCGGAACUACCUCGCCGUCUUCUAUGUCUUGCUCCUCGUCGCACUCAACCGCCCCAGUAAUGGCGACAACGACGACGUCGACGAAGAUGACGACUCCGCCACCGCCGCCUCCUACGUCUUCGUCGCCUGACCGUGUUUGAUGAUUCCAUGCCGUGUGGACUGUCAGUCCCCCAACAAGAUUAUUUGUGGCGAGGUCUUGUCACUGUACCAAAAUUGAGUUGACCCACUUAAAUCCAACCUCCUUAUUGUGCCUC